Molecule: messenger RNA, 3343 nt
Organism: Lineus longissimus
Lineage: Eukaryota; Metazoa; Nemertea; Pilidiophora; Heteronemertea; Lineidae
Product: ankyrin repeat and LEM domain-containing protein 2-like
Exons: 9
Coding region: 112-3015 (967 amino acids)
Biological process (GO): negative regulation of phosphorylation
Cellular component (GO): endoplasmic reticulum
Molecular function (GO): protein phosphatase 2A binding
Source: RefSeq, a predicted model, not a curated record
UACAUCAUGCACAUGAAAUGUUGGAGUGGCGCUGAUUUUUGAUUUUGCUUCCUCAAAACCUUCAAAAUACCUGAUUUUUCUACAGCUUUUCUCAAUAAGCACAAAUAUUAGAUGAAAAACUCAAUGGAGGAUGUUAUGAAUGAAAUAUCAAGACUGUCAGACAGUGAAUUGCGACAGCAUUUGAUUGAACGUGGCGAAUCUGUUGGCCCAAUUUUGCACUCGCUCAGAAAAUUAUUUCUGAGGAAGCUUGCAAAACAUAUUUUGCGAGAACGAGGGAUCAACCCUGAUGAUGAUGACGAUCCCAGUAACAAAGAAUCUUCCUGUGAUGGUGGCAACUGGGUUGGGUCGGUGGCAGUUCCCGGUGCCAGUCGGCCCAGUGGCAUCAGUCAUGUCGUUGAUGAUGACUGCUCAAAACCACGCAAUAAUAAUGCCGCAGAUGGACAAGACCCAGGGUCAGACACAGUCUAUUUUAGUAUCAGCUUACCUGCUGUUAUGAGUGGAAAUCUGUCGGUUCCUUCAGGAGACGAUCUGGUAUUUAGAGACAAAGCCAAUGCGCUGAAGUUGAUGAAAGAAUUCAAGGGGUCAAGAUUCAAAGUCUUCAAAGACAAAGAAGAUGCCUUAAGAUUCUGUCAUGUCCCAGCUGAGGAGAUUUGCCCAUCACCAAGGAGACCACUGCCUCAGGACCAUGAGCAGAUUCCGCCUGCAAAGUCAGGGCUGACUGAGGAGAAAUGCUCGUUCAAAGAACCAUCAAGAGCAGAACGAAUCAAUCUGAUGAAGUUGAUAGAGGUGGGAGAAGCUGAGGAGGUCAAAAGAAUACUAUGGAACAACCCUCGCAUUGUGAUUAGCAAUGGGGACACACCUGUUAUUCUUCAUGAAGCAUUCCGAUACAAUGCGCUGCACAUUGCUGCAAAGUUCAACCAAGCUGCGAUUUGUCAAAUCUAUAUUGACACCAUAGAGGAUGAGGCAUUCCUCAAAUUGAUGUUUCCAACUGAUACUCAUGAGACAACAACUAGCCGCAUCAACUUUCUGCUGGAUCUCUACCUUAACAUGCCAGAGAAAGGGGUUUUUGACGGUGUCCUACACACUGCGAGCAAGUAUGGCUCCUUGGCAACAAUAAAGAUCCUUGCUGCCCAUCCCCAAACUGAUCUCAACCUACGGAACAGGUAUAACGAAACGGCCGCUGAUGUGAUCUGUCGACGAGCAAGGGUCACUUCUGCUCAUCUCAAAGAUGAAAUCUUAGCGAUAUUGACAAGUAAUGUGUAUGUGCCACUACUGAGGACAGAAGACAACACAGAGGCACCGUACGUUGGGAAACCGUGGUCACCAGAUGCGAGAGUGAAAGGAAACCAAGAGUUGUCUGUUGGUGAUGUUUGGGAUUCUGACACAGUCCCUCUGGGAGAUUUCUCUCCUGCUGCUGGUCAUUCCCCUCUGAGUCGGACACCCAAAGACGCUAAGCUGAAGGUUAAGGCCUAUGCUGGUCCAAUGUCUCCUACUCAGGCAGACAAGUUCUAUAAGAAGUGGCAAAGUUGUCCUGUGCGGAGUCCACAUCACGUGAAGCUGAAAUACCAUGAGCUGAAGAGGGGAGAUAUGGAAAAGGGCCUUGAGCGGCUUGGAAGGGACCUGGCACGAGAUCUCCACGUUCCUUGGACAGAGCAUUGGGACUUCCUAAACAGCUUCAUUGACCUAGCAUCCCCUGCUGGUCUGAAACAUCUUGAAGACUUUCUCCGUGGGAGAGCACAAAAACAAUGCCAACAUUUGAAUUUCGGUGGUGAAAACAAUAACGUUGAAAAGAUAACUGAUGGGUCAUUUUGUGUUACAACAGCUUCAGACUCUUGUGAUAAGUGCUUGUGUUCAACCUUGGAUUCAUUUGAUGAAAGCCUGGAGGAGAGGUUGAGCGGUGGACAUUCACUGUGCAUGAAAUGCGGUGGGAGAAUAGAAUUUAAGAAUGGUGCUGAAAAUAUAAGUAGUGAUUUGUCACAAAUUUCAGACAGUGCUCAGGACAGUUCUCUUGGAAGUCUCGUGGAACAGAUGGGGAAUUUAAAAAUGAACUGUAGUUCUGAGGAAACUGGAGAGUCACAUUCUAAGAUGCCGAUUUUUGGGUAUCUUUCUAGGACAGUUGAUGGUAAUGGUGCCAAUUCAGAUGAUCUGGACUCAGAUGAUGAGGAAUUCUUCGAGUCUUCAGGUAUUUUGGAAAACGAGGUUGACAAAAUUUCAGAAAAUGUGGCAUCUAUGUCUCAGAUUUCAAAAGAAUCAGACACAUUGAAAAGUGAUAGAGUGUGUGUGAUUCCAAUUUUGCAAGAUACUGACAAAUCUAGCCGCUGGUCUGUGAUGGGGGUUCUAAGGAAUGCAUUUGCAGGACUUAAAAUAUUCUCGCCAAAGCAGAAAGGAAUUAAGGCGGCAGAACAAAAUUUAGAAACGAGUCCAGGGCUGGAAAUUGAGGAGAAUCCGAAAAUUACGAGCCCAGAUGAUGAUAUUUUUGUUGAUGCUGAGGAUUCCAUUGUUGCUGAGGAUGAAAUUUGUUCUGCAGCCAGGGUCCAGGUUGACUCGAGAGUUUCAGAGGAUGAAAUCUGUGCAGAUUCUAGGGUCCAUGUAGACUCCAUGGCUGCUGAGGAAGAAAUCUGUGCUGCUUCGAGUGACAAGGAAUUGUGUAGUACCCCUAAGUGUGGCUACUCUGACUCGCCCCGAUUUCAUGAACAACAAAUUGGUAGUAUGCUAUUCCCUGGGAGGUUACAAAGGAUCUUCAUUGACGGGAAUCAACCUACUAAGCUUGACUUGGAUGUGCUGAGGGCCGUGGAAGUAGUUGGCCUUGACCCUGACCUGUAUCCUUUUACAGCCAAGUGGAAAGAGACGGUGACUCAGUUCUCAAUGAAUGAACAAUCAAGGUGGCCAAGUCCUGCUUCUGUGCGGAGGAAAUCCCGUCUUCUAACACCUCUGGGUCAACCGAGAACAGUCUUCCAAACUACCCCUAAAACUGGCCACUCGGAAGAUGAAGUCGUCUCGAGAUUACAAUUCUAGCUGUGCAUUGUUUACAGACACUAGUAUCCACUGAUGAUCUUUUUGCAGACGUACUAUAGAAUUGUGACAAUUGUCCCUACUAUUCAUAUCGAUGCACAGAAGGUUAUGAAUACGUAAGUUACUACAUAUACCCUGUGAAUGGCUAUGAAAUGAUCUUUUGCAUAUUAUUUUAGUCCCCACACUACUAAAUCAUGGGACAUUUUGCCACUCCUUGUAAAUUAUGUCAGUACAUGUUUAUUUUAUGGACACUUCAUGUUAAAUUAUGUCGGCUAAUUCGCCUUUUAUAUAGUUCAUAUGCAAUCAUGUACAAAAUAAAAUUGUUUCAGGA